Molecule: messenger RNA, 2326 nt
Organism: Seriola dumerili (greater amberjack)
Lineage: Eukaryota; Metazoa; Chordata; Actinopteri; Carangiformes; Carangidae
Gene: utp4
Product: UTP4, small subunit processome component
Exons: 17
Coding region: 98-2155 (685 amino acids)
Biological process (GO): maturation of SSU-rRNA from tricistronic rRNA transcript (SSU-rRNA, 5.8S rRNA, LSU-rRNA)
Cellular component (GO): small-subunit processome; t-UTP complex; 90S preribosome
Molecular function (GO): RNA binding; protein binding
Source: RefSeq, a predicted model, not a curated record
CCGGUUCAAAGGUCCUCAACGUGGCUCCUGAUGUUUUCUACUCUGUGAAUUUGCUAGCGAAGAAAGUUUAGCGACUGUGGAGAAAACAAAGGUGAAAAUGGGUGAGUUUAAGGUUCACCGUGUUCGGUUCUUCGACUACAUGCCCAGUGCUAUCCGAGCCAUAGCGUUUAGCAGCCGGUCCGAGCGGCUGGCCGUAGCCCGGGCUGAUGGAGCUGUGGAGAUCUUCAACUUCGCUGACAAUUACUUUCAAGAAAAGGUGAUACCAGGACAGGACAGCAGGGCUGUUGAGGCUCUGUGUUGGGUGAACCAGCGGCUCUUCAGUGCUGGUUUGAAUGGAGAGAUCACAGAAUAUGACUUGGAGAACCUGAGGCCCAAGUACACUGUGGUGGCCUAUGGAGGACCAACCUGGACCAUUAGUAGCAACAACCAGGGAACAAUGCUAGCGGUCGGUUGUGAGGAUGGGACAGUGAAGAUGUUUGAAAUACUGGAGGAGAGGAUUCAGUUUCAAAGAAACCUUGACAGGCAGAAAGGUCGUAUUAUAUCUCUGUCCUGGCAUCCCUCUGGCACACUGAUUGCUGCUGGUAUGAUGGACAUGAUCAGAAUCUUUGAUGCUGAGACAGGCCACGCCACACACAGACUACUGGUGGAGAGAGGUGUUGGAUCAUCCAAGAGUAAAGAGGUGGUGGUUUGGAGCGUUGCCUUCCUGUCUGACCACACCAUCAUUAGCGGUGAUUCUGCAGGAAAGGUCCAGAUCUGGGACGGAUUCACAGGAACUCUGAUCAGAACUCACCUAGUUACAAAGUGGGAUGUUCUGGCUCUUUCUGUUUCACCGGAUGAGAGCAGUCUCAUAGCUGGGACAUCAGAAGGCACCGUCAUCCAAUUCCAGUUCCUCUCCUCCACUGUGGGCCAGCAGGAUAAGGAGUGGGUCCGAACUAGGACUUUUAAAAACCAUUCACAUGAUGUGAGGGCACUUGCCCACACUGAGACUGCUGUGGUUUCUGGAGGUAUGGACACUCAGCUGGUAGUGCGACCCCUGUUGGACAAAGUGGAGAAGAACACCCAAGAGUCAUCACUACGCAAAAUAGCUUUCCCACAUAGAAGUCUGGUGUGUUGUGCAAAGAAAGCAGGACUGCUGCUCUUCCAGUUCCCUGAACAUUUAGAGCUGUGGAGAUUAGGGGAGAGCGAAGGACAUGGGAAGCCUGGUGACAGUCUCCCUGUGAAGAGGAAACCAGAGAAGCUGAUCCAUCUGAAGCGGAAGGGAGAGGAUCAUAUCUGCUGCAGUGCUUUGUCUCCAUGUGGAGGCUGGAUAGCGUACACAACUGUCUCCAGUGUCCGUCUCUACAGAGUGCAGUACAGCAACAACAACAUCAGCAUCACCAAGGUUUCCAAACUCCCCAAGGACCUUCGUUCGGCCCAGCAGCUCUGCUUCUCCUCUGACUCCUCCAAACUCUUUGCUUCCUCCAGCCAGUCUUCAGUCAUCGUGGUUGCCCUCAGCCAGACGGACUGCAAAUACCUUCAUACCCUCAAACCCAAGCCAGGCUCCAGACAGCCAGUCCACCUGCUGUUUGCCAGUGAUGAUGGCAAGUGGCUCGCUACAGCAAACACAGGCUGUGAGAUCCAUGUCUACAACCUUGACAAACACAAGCUUCAUUGUACAGUUCCAGUGUACAGCUCCUGUCCCACUGCCAUCGCCAUCCACCCAGUGACCAGCAACCUCGUUGUGGUACACGCCGACCAGCAGAUCUUUGAAUACUCUCUGGUGAAGAAGGAGUACACAGAGUGGAGUCGGAAGCUGCAGAAACGAGGCCUGCAUUCCCUGUGGCUGGAGAGGGACACACCCGUCACCCACAUCACCUUCAAUCCCAGAGACCCUGCUCACAUCAUUCUGCAUGACAUGUUCAUGUUCUGCAUCAUCGACCAGAGUCUGCCCCUCCCUGAAGCAAAGACUCUGCUCUACAAUCAGAUGACACUGAAGAGUGUUCCCGAGCCAGAGAGAAUUAGACACAGCCACGCUUUUAAGAUCUGCAAGAAUUUCCAGCACCUCAUGUGUGUGAGUUUAUUGGAGGACCACUCUCUGGUUGUGGUGGAGCGCCCCCUGCUGGACAUCAUGUCUCAGCUGCCUGCACCAGUCAGGCAGAAGAAGUUUGCCACAUAAAUGAACUGAAGCAGGUUGCUCUGAGGGCGUCUCAGCCCCGAUGUUCAUACCAGAGGAAAGGAUCAUUACCUCGACGUGUCAACUCACUUUAACACUGACUUCCAAAAUGUGUGGCCACUUUGUAAAAAACUUUUGAUAAAGUAAUAAAUAGAAUUUACUGUCUCGUUUGAC